Anopheles aquasalis is the source of this 2517-nucleotide messenger RNA. Its product is annotated as putative polypeptide N-acetylgalactosaminyltransferase 9. Gene Ontology annotation, molecular function: polypeptide N-acetylgalactosaminyltransferase activity. Gene Ontology annotation, cellular component: Golgi apparatus. The record is from RefSeq and is a predicted model, not a curated record. NCBI's taxonomy places the organism in Eukaryota, Metazoa, Arthropoda, Insecta, Diptera, Culicidae. Gene Ontology annotation, biological process: protein O-linked glycosylation.
GGGUCACAUACCGAGCUCCAGUGGACACCCGACACAGUAUGGCUCUGCUGACGGCUAAGCAUUUGUUUUUCCUGUUUGUUGUUUCGCUGCUUGGUGUUACGUUCUGGAUUUCGCUGCUUGAAAGAAACUCCCGUGCUGGUGAAUUAUUAACGAUUCCACCCUGGCUUGCACGCUACAGCAAUGUGACCGCCGAUCCCGAUGGAAGGCCGGGUGAUAUGGGCCGUCCGGUGGUAUUGCCAGAUAAUUUGUCACCAACUGUACUCGCGCUGGUUCAGCGUGGCUGGCAGGAGCAAGGACUGAACCAGUACGUUUCGGAUAUGAUUCCACUGCACCGACGGCUUCCGGACGUGCGUGAUCCUUGGUGUAGGGCGGAGGAACAGGCGCGACGAAGCCAAAACAUUGGUCCGACCACACUGCCAGCUUCAUCGAUUGUGAUUGUGUUCUACAAUGAAGCUUGGUCUGUGCUGCUAAGGACCGUGCACUCCGUUCUUGAUCGUACACCGAGUGAGUUGAUCGAAGAGAUACUGCUCGUCGAUGAUAGCUCGACGAUGGAGCAUCUGCACCAGUCGCUAGAGCAGUACAUAGCCAAUCUUCCGAAAGUUCGUCUCAUACGUGCUCCGACGCGGCUUGGAUUGAUUCGUGCGCGACUCCUCGGUGCAAAGUCCGCCCGGUCGGGGAUUAUCACAUUUCUCGAUGCUCACUGUGAGGUGAUCGAAGGUUGGUUGGAAGCACUGAUUGCACACGUGGCCCAGAACGAAACGAUGAUCGCCAUUCCGGCCAUCGAUUGGAUCCACGAGGACACACUCGCACUGAACGCACAGAACUCGGUCCGUUACUAUGGUUCCUUUGAUUGGGGAUUGAAUUUUCAGUGGGGUGUCCGGGCGGAUCGUAUCGUGCAGCAAUCGUCGCAUCCAGCGGCACCAUACGAUACACCGACGAUGGCCGGUGGGUUGUUUACCAUCCAUCGAUCAUUCUUCGAGCGGCUCGGUUGGUACGAUGAGGGAAUGCAGAUUUACGGUGGUGAAAAUAUGGAGCUUUCCUUCAAGGCGUGGAUGUGCGGUGGUAGGAUGCAGAUCGUGGCCUGCUCUCGAGUCGCCCACAUCCAGAAGCGUGGCCAUCCGUACCUAAACCAGGUGCGCGGAGGGUACGCCUCGGUACGGCGUAACUCGAUCCGAGUGGCCGAAGUAUGGAUGGAUGCGUAUGCGGACUACUUUUACGAAUCGUUCGGUGGCCGCGCGAAACGUGGUCAGUUCGGGGACGUCUCCUCAAGGCGUGAGCUACGUAAACGGCUCGGUUGUAAACCGUUCCGUUGGUACAUGGAGACCGUGUUCCCGGAACAGUUCGAUCCUAGCCGGGCGGUUGCACGGGGAGAAAUCCGAUUCGCUGAUGAUUGUAAGGAUUCUAGUCCCCUUUGUCUCGAUUGGCCGAGCUUGCUGAGUGUGGUCCGAUGUCAUGGUUACGGUGGCCAUCAGCACUGGUACCUGACGGCCAAGGGUGAGGUGACACGCGAAGAUCACUGUCUGGAUUACGAUGGUGAGCAGCUGAGCGUGGUGCGCUGUCAUGGGUUGGGUGGCAAUCAGCGGUGGAGCUGGUCGCCGGAUACGCGCCAGCUUAAGAAGCUCACGUACGAUCGUUGUUUGCAGUGGAAUGGCAAUGAGUUGCUGCUUGAGCCCUGUGAUUCGAGAGCACCAAGCCAGCGGUGGCAGUUUUUCAAUUAUCAACGCGACAAUCUGUGAUUUGGCUGCAGGAGUUUGAGUUUUGAGCACGAAAUGGCCAUCAGUGCCUAGCACGACCUGUUGGAAACCGAAUAUUAUCGGGUCUAUCAUGACAGCUUAUCACUGGACGGAUGGUUGUAAAGAUAAGCGAUAAAAAUGGUGCUAAACCAGUCGUUAUGCUUCGUAUUCAAGUUCGUUUUCGUUACGUUUACUGGCGUAUGUGCGCCUCUGGAAGAGAUCUCACGGAGCAGGUAUUUUAUUUAAAGGUAGUCACGCUGCACCAAACACAAAGAACAGUAAGGCUUCAGCUUUCACGCAUCUGCGCGUGUUUUCCAACAUAAAUUGCCAUUUACAGUUUGUUUUUAUUUGCCUCAAAUGUUAUCUUUGUAAAAUAUUAUACACUACAAGAAAAUAAUGUUAUAAACAUUCAAUUUAACUUGUAUCCCGUUUUCAAUUGUUUCCAUUUGUUUCGAAUAAUUUUAAUCGAAACGCGAUAGAAACUCGCCCCGUUUGAUAAAAAGUUUGUAGCCGCAUCCUAAGUAAAGCUGCACCACCGUACAAGUUAUAGCUAUAGUUAGAGGAACCCUUCAAAAUAAUAUAAGUAAACAAAUGUCGAAAUAAGUAAUGUAUUUUCAUCUACUACCCUAUUGGCAGGUGUCAAACAUGAAUAAACAUUUACACCGUGUCCAAUAUAUUCUCAUACAAAUUCAAUCAUUUAUAUUUUCUUAACUGGUGCACCAUUUUCUAUAUUCAGAGUGUUUUUUUAAAGAGAAACUUUUACUAAUCAAUUACAAAAUAUGUG